Nanorana parkeri is the source of this 6321-nucleotide messenger RNA. RefSeq names its product puratrophin-1-like. The record is from RefSeq and is a predicted model, not a curated record. NCBI's taxonomy places the organism in Eukaryota, Metazoa, Chordata, Amphibia, Anura, Dicroglossidae. Gene Ontology annotation, molecular function: guanyl-nucleotide exchange factor activity. Bases 96 to 5906 code for a protein of 1936 amino acids. The transcript is spliced from 26 exons.
UGUCCGGGCUGUGCACAGCUCCUGGACUCCUGUGCUUCUCAGUUGGGAUGAUGGCAGCGCUGUGAUCGGGACAGGCUGGAGCCCCGGCGGAGGAGAUGGAUUCCCAGUCUUUAGAUAGCUGCAUUCAGAAGACGCUGUCCUCCCUCUACCAUCCCUUCGACUUCACCGCUGCCACUGUGCUGUGCCAGGUCCUGGAUGUGGUGGAGAAGACCUACCGCGGAGACGGCCUCAGUUACCUCAUCGAUUUCCUGAUCCCCGCCAAACGGGUCCUGCAGGGGCUACAGCAGGAGGCCUGUCUUCAGUACUGCGGGUUGCUCUUCCGACAUGCUGGUUGGCCCCUGUGCAUCCAUGACAAGGUUGUUCUGCAGUUGGCUUCCAUUGACUGGAGACUCCUUCGACCCGGAGACUUCUACCUUCAGGUUGUGCCUUAUCUGAGGAAGACCCCGAGGAUUGUGCUCAAAUGCCUGGCACAAGACCAACAUAACGUCGAGGAGGUGGUACUCCCGGAAGUGUCCUACACCUCCAUUUUCACCGUGGAAUGGUUGGAGUUCAUCAACUCCGAGCGGAUCGGGGCCUUGCUGGAGAACUGCCUCCUGACCUCUGACGACCAGCUUUUCAGGGUCCCCUGGGAUAUGGUCGUUUAUCCCGAGUUUGUAGAGAAAACAGAACCUGCUGAGAAGACAACAGAAACUCUCGAGAACUUGAAAUUGCCUUCUGAACCGGAGAAUAGGAGGUCAUCUGACCCCCAUAUGGGAGAUUUGAUGGUUAUAGAGGAUGCAGCCGUUCUCGAGAAACCAAGCACCAGCUAUGACGAGGAGCCAGCGGUUAAAGCUUUGGACCCCAAAACAGACGACUCUUGUGAUCUCGAAGGGGAGUAUGUUGAACUGCGUGAUAUCCAAUUGCCCCGUUUUGGUCCUCAGAAAGGGUCCCUAACUCAGUCUAUAGCCUUAAACUACAAACACCAGAACAAAGCCACCCAAAGAGCACCAAAGAACCAAACCGCGUGUAAUCUGGGCAGCAGGAGAUGCACGGAGAGUCUCGCUUUCUGCCCUGUAGAGCCUUGUGAAGUAACCACUAUAAUGGGAGCAAGCGUAACACACUACAAUGCUGACAAUGCACAAAAGCCAGAGUCUUUUGGCCUGGUGGACAUCGAGUUUGGGGGUCGCGAGUCCCCAUUGACUGACCAUACAGCUUUGAUUGUUGACAGCGGAAGUAAACCUUUCUACCAAGAUUUUAGUGUAGAAAACGAGGCCUCCUUAAAGGUUUUGCAGCACGGAGAGGACUCUGAUAUAAUUACGGCUGAAAAGAGCCUGGAGUGCUGCGAACAGCCAAGUUCAGAGUCCGUUAAUUACGUAGACUCGUCCUUCCAGGAGGGAACCCAAAACCACUUGAGAGAAAGCAUCGAGGACGGCGAACUGACAGAUGCUGCUCAAGAACCUGUUACUGAGCAUUCCAGGACACCAGGGUAUCCAAACGCUGAGACCAUGGAAUGUUCUAGCCAAGGGAGUUCUAAAACUUGUGCACACCAGGCCGAAACUGGGGAGCGCGACCAAACUGUGCCUCUAUUAGUAGACGAGACCCAACGGGAGGAACACCUAAAGGAGACCAACGCAGACGAAAUCCAUGCGGAAGUAGAUGUUACAGACAAGUGUGAUCAGCCAGUUAUUGAUCAGCAGCCUUGUCCUUCAGAUACUAGUGACCAAAAUGUGCAAGCAGAGGUAGACCGACAAUAUGACCUUGCCAGUGACAUUUGUGGUGAGCAGCUCGAAGGAGCUGACAGUUUAAAGAUUUAUGGCGCCACAACUGAUGCAGCUGAGGAGACCGAGGAAAGGCAUGAACAGGAAUCGCAGCCGUGCGUUGAGAGAGAUGGCUCUUUGUCCAGUUGUCCACAAAACACCAGCUGCCUUUUAUCUCCAUCAUCACAGUUACCUCUGGAAACUCUUCUCGAGGACACAGAGGAAGAGCAGGGCGAGGAACCAGAACCCCGGGCCGAGACCACAGAACCCCGGGCCGAGACCACAGAACCCCGGGCUGAGACCACAGAACCCGCCAUUGAAGAGGUGGUCACGUCUCUGAAUGCGGCUUUGGCAGGGACAUUUUGUUGGGUCUUUAAUAUCUUUUCUAGUACAGCCCUCGUGUCUCUUACUGGAGAGCACACCGAUGAGGUGGAGGAGAAGACACCAGAAAACGCACAUGAAAAAGAUCGGCCGCCAUCAUGGCAGCCCGGACUGAGUUCCCCAAUGGUCUCCCGAAGGACUGAAGGCCAAAGCCUGCCUACACGGGUCAUGCAUGUGAACCUGGAGGUUUUGAUGAGUGAGGUGAUAUAUUUACCAGGGACACGGGACAGAAGUGGACGCGCUGUGGUGGUCAUUAACACCCGGAACACUACGUGGCUAAACCCACACUGCAAUGCUGCAGAACUGAGCCGCCUCCUCCUCUACUUCUACAGCACAGUGCGUCACGAAUGUAGGCGGCUCGGUCUAACGCUUCUGGUGGACUCUCGGAGAUGUUCUCCAGUGCCGGCUCUGUUUAAAGCUCUUCAUAUUAUACAAGCCGCUGUGCCUUCUUGCAUCCAUGGCGUGUUGUUCCUCACCGAGAAGGAUCUCAACGUAUCACUGGAGAGGCCACAAGGAGUCCAGUUUGAUAUCCUCACAACAACGAAGGCUUUGCACAAGCACAUCGAGGCCUCACAUCUCCCACCAAACUUUCACGGAACCUUUCCCUAUUGUCACCUGGACUGGGUGUCCUUCCGAACGAAGUUGGAGUCCCUGCAGGACAGUUGUCGUGACGCCUACACUUUUCUGCAGAGUGCCAUCCAGAACUUGCAGAACAGUUCCCUACCGGAGAAGGCAGAGGAGGCCUGUCUUCAGCUGACGAGGUGCGGACAGUUAAUGCGAGCGGUCCUUGAGGACGCGAGGCUGGUGAAACUGCAAACUGAAGGGGGCGCUGUGCUGGCCAGGCUGAGGAAGGAGGAGACCUGUGUGAUGCUGACAGACGAUUACAGGGAGGAGGUGGAAGUGGCUGCGGAACUGUAUAAUCGAGUGGAUGAAGGCGUCCACAUGCUGGUGAAACUGUCCAACAAGCGCAUACAGCAGAUGGAACUGGUCAUCGAGUUUGAAGCAUUUGAAGGAAGGUUUAAGGAGGUUAGUGGCUGGAUAGAGCACGUUGGCGAGCGGGUUCUUGGUGAAUGCAGUAUUUUAGAAGAUUCUCUGGAGGUCCUCGUUCAAACACAGAGACACUUCCAGGAGUUUGAUGGCGUGGCAUGUGAGUACUGCAGACGCGGUCAGGAGAUGCUGCAGUCAAUGGAAAAGUGGCAGAGUCUUUGCUCUCAGGAGAUGUACAAGUACAUGGUGAAGUUACAGUCAUGUAAAGAAAUGUUAACAAAGUUCUCGAGGAGGUUGGAGGAAUCCCGUAUUCGGCUGGAGAAGGCCGUCAGACUCUAUCAGUUCUUCGACAAGGCGUAUGAAUGGGCAUUGGAAGGAAUGCGUGGACUUGCCACCGUCAGUUUGGACGACUGUAAUUCCCCGGAGCUGUGUACAGGAGCCAUCGAGAGUCUGGAGAAUUACCAGCUGCAGCAUCCCGAGAUUGCGGAGAAGAAAUUCGAGGAGAUGAGGGAGCUCGCCUAUGAGCUGAAAAGCGACAAGGGAACCAAGCAGUGGAAGUUUGCAUGGUCAAAGUGCCAGGAGGCCAGACAAGUGUUCGAGAAGAAACUGGAGGCGGCGCUCAGGGCUAAAAAUGUACUGAUUGGGGAACAGGCUUCUCCACGGUCAGUCUUACAUAGGAGACGCCUGGGCAGUCUAGACCAGAAAGUGCAUUCAGAAAAAAGCCCAAAUAUGUAUCUCCAGAACAAUCCCCUCAGCUCCCCACUCUGUGGCAGGGAGAGGAGGCUGGGCAGAGUUCUCUGUAACCGACCAGAGGUUGGGUAUUCCAUGGAACAGACGCCGUACAGGGCAAGCUCCUGCUCAAGUGGCAGCUCCAUUGUCUCGGCAGAUUUCCGAGUUCGAAAAAUGUCUCUUCAGAGCAUUCCCGGUGAGGAUGUAAACUCGGAACUGUUCCACCAGGUGCCUUCCGGGUCCUCCACCCCCACCCCAGCUCGACCCAUGGGGCGAAGGUUACUGAGAAAGGCUCAGAGCUUUGACCUUCCUGGAACUGACGCAGGGACUCACGGAUGCCAAAGGAGACUGAGCGAGCCCGCUAGGCGAGGGAACACCGGAGUCUUCAUUAAAGGCCUGGAAGUGAGCAGCACCGAGCAUACAGACCGGACGUGCAGUCCUCGACAACCCCUGGACUGGUCAGCAGAGAGAGUACUCAGUGACAGGAGGAGCAGCGUCUCCUCGGCUGAUGGGAGAAGCCGUACCAGUAAACUGCGGCACAUCAUCGACGAAAUGGUCUCCACGGAGAGGGAAUACGUCCGGUCGCUGUGGUACAUCACUCAGAAUUAUUUCCCUGAGAUGGAUCGCUUGGAUCUUCCUCAGGAUCUGCGAGGAAAGAGAGGCAUCAUCUUUGGAAACCUGGAGAAAUUAUCGGAUUUCCACAGUCAGUAUUUCCUGAAGGAGCUGGAGAGUUGCUGCAACCACCCGCUGAGGGUCAGCCACUGCUUCCUCCGACAUAAAGACCAGUUUGGGAUGUACGCCUUGUACAGCAAGAAUAAGCCAAGGUCGGAUUUGUUACUUGCCAGCCACGGGAUUAUAUUUUUUAAAAAUAAACAGCGUGAACUGGGAGACAAGAUGGACCUUGCUUCUUAUCUGCUGAAGCCGAUCCAGCGUAUGAGUAAAUACGCCUUACUCCUGAAGGAUCUGAUCAAGGAGUGCGGAGAGGCUCAGGAACAGGAGCUGCAGCAUCUGAAGGCUGCCGAGGAAAUGGUUAAGUUCCAGCUUCGUCAUGGCAAUGACCUUCUAGCCAUGGAUGCCAUACGUGACUGCGAUGUAAACCUGAAGGAACAAGGUCAGCUGGUGAGGCAAGACGAGUUUACGGUGUGGCUGGGGCGCAAGAAGUGCCAGAGACACGUCUUCCUGUUCGAAGAUCUGAUCUUAUUCAGCAAACCCAAGAGGAUCGAAGGCGGCCUCGAUGUCUAUAUCUACAAGAGGUCAUUUAAAACCGCAGAUAUCGGCUUGACGGAGAAUUCAGGAGACAGCGGGCUGCGUUUUGAAAUCUGGUUCAGGAGACGUAAAUCCAAUGACACGCACAUUCUUCAAGCAAGCAGCAUGGAAGUCAAGCAAGCCUGGACGAGUGACAUCGCCAAUAUCCUCUGGCAGCAGGCGACCAGAAAUAAAGAGGUCCGGAUGCAGGAAAUGGUCUCUAUGGGUGUAGGGAACAAGCCGUUCUUGGACAUAAAGCCGAGCGACGCAGCCAUAAACAACCGCGCUAUAGAUUACAUUAUGAAAGGCCGAGGGGCCAGAACUCGAGCCUCCAUUGCCGUGUCAUUGUUUGAUCACUCGGACCCUUAUAAAAGAACCCAGGCACCCACCACUUGUACCUCUGUGCCUUCUGCCUCAUUGUUGGGACCCCUGAACCUGCACAUGUAUGUAAACCAGACCCUUCUGCCUGGAGUCCUUUCUGUCAACCGGCCCUUUGAGACCAGCAGCUGCCUGGAGGAAGAUGAGCUGGAGAACGAGACGAGCUGCAGCCAACCUUCCAUGACUACAGAGAGUUCCGAGUCUUCGCAGUGCAUGUCUGGCGGUGGCUCUAGUGGAUCAGACAGCGGCUGUGUCUCUGGCAUUCCCCAGGAUAAUCUGUCGGAAGAUGCCGCCUCUCCCUGUGACGCUUCGGCACAAUACACCUUUCCAGAGAGACGGAGCAGUUCUGGCGUCAUCUCCCCGGCGGUGGAGAAAUCCAGGUUCCUCAACAGACAAUACAUCUCUGCAAAUCAAAGCCACAUUUCCCUCAGUCCUUCCACCAUUGUCUGAUCUUCCUCCUAAUACCCGUAUUCCAGUAUGACCAGGUUUCCGGUUGUCGGAGAUUUGCCCGAUAUGAAUUGCGGCCGCCUCCUCUGGCCCCCGACUACGUUUCUAUGUUCUAACCGCCUCGUUAGCGACUUGUUAAUGUGUAAUAUUUCUCUAUUCCUGUAUAUAGUUUAAUAUACCAGCAGACGCCAUGCUGUACGGCCUGCUGAUGAGUUCUCCUGUUAAGCUGCACAGUUUGUAAAGUUUAUUGAAUAAGACAUUUGCAAGAUUUGUAUUUAAUAACAGAUGUCCUUUUACAUGUUGAACUGGAAUUUGACGAGUGUCUUAUUUUGUUAUAGUUUUUUUUUUUCCCCAAACUAGAAAUAAUUUAUUUACUGGAGAUAAUCCUUAAAUCUGAAUAAACAGAUUUAUUUCAGUU